Molecule: messenger RNA, 1258 nt
Organism: Capsella rubella
Lineage: Eukaryota; Viridiplantae; Streptophyta; Magnoliopsida; Brassicales; Brassicaceae
Exons: 7
Coding region: 71-1168 (365 amino acids)
Source: RefSeq, a predicted model, not a curated record
AUCCUAACUUGAUAUGUAGUAAAAAGAAACAAUUACUAUAAAAAAUUCCAAAAUACUGAGCUCUUAACCCAUGGGUUUCAUUCUCAAACUCUUUGCUCUUAUAAUCUCAUCCUCGUUAGUUCAUUCCCGAGAAACUGUUAAAAUUUGGAAAACUGUUAAGUUAAAUGAGAAGAUGAUAUAUGACUGUGUGGAUAUUUACAAACAACCUUCGUUAAAUCAUCCACUACUACAAAAUCACAAAAUUCAGAUGGAACCAUCUUUUCCAAUAUCUAAAUCAAAAUAUCAAGUUGAGAGAACAAUCUCUAAGGAAAUAAUCGACUGUCCAAACGGAACAGUUCCUAUAUUAAGGAACACAAAAGAAUAUGUUACAAAUGGUCAACAUUUUGUUGGAAAACAUUUCAAUCCGUUUACAGUGGAAAGCCAUGGGACACAUUUUGCUGGAGUUAGACUUCAAGGUCACCGUCCUUUUCAUGGUAUGGCAUCGUGGAUAAGUGUACAUGACUUAAACAUUAGUCAGGACCAAGCUUCAUAUGCUCACUUAUAUGUUGGCAGUCGUGUAAACAACAAAGAUAAUUUUAUUCCAACCGGUUGGAUGAUAAACCCAAAUUUAUUCGGUGAUAGACGCCCAUGGGGUUAUGCAUUUUGGAAGGGCGCCAAUGGAACAGGGUGUUACAAUACAAUGUGUUCCGGUUUUAUUCAAGUGUCAAAAACAGAUCCUCUAACUGGCCCAUUCCCUGAAGCUCCUGAAGGUAAAAGAAACAUUGGUUCUUCUAUUCAAAAGGAUAAAAUACAUGGAAAUUGGUGGAUAACAGAUAUAAGAUACAAAAAAGAUGAUGAACCUGUUGGUUAUUGGCCAAAAGAACUAUUUGAUCUAAUACCUAAUGGUGUGAAUAUGGUUGGAGUUGGAGGAGCCGUCGAAAGUUCUCCUUCUUCCGGCAUAAGCCCACCAAUGGGUAAUGGUCAUCUACCAGCAAAAGACGAUAAAGACGAUAUGGUUUCAGCUCGUGUUCAAGACAUUCUAGUCUUGGAUUCUAGUAAAAAGUUCAGAGGGAUUGAUUAUUCUAAAUUGGAGAUUAUGUUAGACAGUGAAAAAUGUUAUGGAUUGAGAAGGGGGAAAAAACAUUUAUUUACUUUUGGUGGACCGGGAGGAAAUUCUUGUGGAAUAUAACAUUACAAAAAUGAAAUUCUAUGUUUGGUUUAUAAUAACUAAAACAAGUAUAAGAUUAAUAAAGUGAGCAUAAUAGAUAAUUCUAUGUCA